Molecule: messenger RNA, 1454 nt
Organism: Vigna unguiculata (cowpea)
Lineage: Eukaryota; Viridiplantae; Streptophyta; Magnoliopsida; Fabales; Fabaceae
Product: protein S40-6-like
Source: RefSeq, a predicted model, not a curated record
ACAGUUUUUCACCCUUUGGUGCUGCAUGAAAAACCAAUAUGCUGCAUAAAAAAACUACUCAAAUUGUGUGUGGUCAUGGAAAGUGGGCUUGUGAAAGAUAUAAAUGGAAAGGAAAAGGAAACCUGAGUCCUGGGAUUGCCACAAGAAAAAGGUAAAGACACAAACUUUUUUUUUUUAAUGUUGUUGUUAUUGAGAUGACUAAGAACAACUAAGCAUCCACUACUAUUGAGGACUAUGUCACAUGAAAUUCAACAUCUCUUGUUCCUUUCCUCUAUUUUGCAUUAAAGAUUCCAUGAGAUGCAAUUUCAGAUAAAGUGAGUAAAAGGGUUUUACUGCUCCUCUUUAUCUUUCAUUGUCAAAAGUUAGUCCUCUCAGCUCUCAAGAGUUAAAUACAUGGAUAGAUUCAUCAAUUAGAGGAUCCAUAGGGGCAGAACCAGAACUAAGCUCUGUCUUAUUCUUGCCCCUUCGGGUCUUGUUGCUGUUGUUCAGUUUUUGUGGGGUGCCCUUCUGCUACAUAAAAUCUAUAUACACUCCUUCAAUCAAUAGAGGGAAGAACAAAAGGUAAAGCCUGCUCUCUAGAUCUUCUGAGAAAGGAAGUGAUUGAUGGAGGAUAAUAACUAUAACAGGCAGAGGAGUGGAAUAUGGAGAUGCUUGAGAGAUGGAGACUUUGAAGAAGAGGAAGUUUGGGCUGUUUUCAAGGAAAGACCUGAUUACAACAAUAUUUCUGGUGUUCACAAGCCAAAGGAAAAAGGGUCUUCUCCUCUUGCUGUUCCAAGGACUCUUCCAAGUGCUGCAAGGAUGAUUCCAAGGACUAGUAGUGGCAAUAGCAGUGCCAGUUCCUCUCAUGAAGCCAAGGUUCUUCAGCAAUCAGCACCUCUCAACAUUCCUGACUGGUCACAGAUUUAUAGGAACAAGCCAAACAACACCCCCAACAGUGUUUCAAAGUUUGGUGGCUAUGGUGAUUUCUACCAUUCUGGUGAAGGUGAUGAUGAUGGUGAGGGUAUUGGUAAUUAUGGUGGAGGGUACAGUGAUGAUGAGGAAGAAGAAGAUGAUGAGUAUGACACAAAGCUCCCUCCACAUGAGUUUAUUGCAAGAAGGCUUGCAAGGAGUCAGAUAUCCUCUUUUUCAGUUUUUGAAGGUGUUGGAAGGACCCUCAAGGGUAGGGAUCUCAGCAAAGUGAGGAAUGCUGUUCUCACCAAAACUGGUUUCCUUGAAUCAUUGUGAAAGAGGUUUCCUUGAACCAAAUUUGUUAUGUAUAGAGGGGUAGCCAGUGGUUGGUUAGUUCUUGAGAUUGUGUGAUGUUGUGUAUGGAAGAUUCAUUGAGGCUUUUACCAUGAAAAAAACAAUGAUUCAACUUGGUUCUGGUGGCAAUUGAAACUGGCUUAUGUCAAACUUAUGGUGUGUCUGGUAUAAAGCCAGCCAUUAAUCAUUUUCAAGAACAUAAGUGUUUUUAA